Molecule: messenger RNA, 1602 nt
Organism: Perca flavescens (yellow perch)
Lineage: Eukaryota; Metazoa; Chordata; Actinopteri; Perciformes; Percidae
Product: E3 ubiquitin-protein ligase TRIM39
Exons: 14
Coding region: 1-1602 (533 amino acids)
Molecular function (GO): protein binding
Source: RefSeq, a predicted model, not a curated record
AUGAUUGAUGAAGAUGUUUCUGGCAUCCUGUCUCGGAUGUCCUUAUAUGGAAGCUUUCUGUCAGACGAGCAGUUCCUGUGCUCGAUCUGCCUCGAUGUGUUCAACAACCCUUCCUCCACACCGUGUGGCCACAGCUUCUGCAUGGCCUGCAUCAGCAAAUACUGGGACGGAUGUAAGGUUUUCCUGUGUCCUCUGUGUAAGAAGACCUUCCAGAAGCGACCAGAGCUUCAGAUCAACAGGACACUGCGAGAGAUCACCAAUCAGUUCAGACCCAUGACAGGAGGGGAAGGAGUGCGGAUUGAGAAGAGAGGAGGAAGAGGAGGAAGAAACGGAGACAUGCCAGUCAAUUUCAUUCCAAUUGCUGCCCUGACAAACUGCUCCGGAUCUCCUGAGCCACCUCCCACGUUCCCCCACUCCAGCGGCCGGAGAAGGUUCACCGUGACUGGGGCUGCAAGCAGCCGGAGCCUCCCUAUCUGUGAGAUCCACCACAGAGGAAUAUUGAAGGACCAGCUGAGUGUGUCGGAGCAGGAGAUCCAGGAGAUGAUCGGAGAGAGAAUCAGGAAGAUCGAGGAGAUCAGACUGUCAGUGACUGAACUGGAGUUGGCGGUGGAGCAAGAGACUGUGGGCAGCGUUUGCAUGUUGUCAGAGCUUAUGUCUGCCAUCCAGCACUCCCAGGCAGAGCUGAUGGAGGUGAUGGAAAUGAGCCGGAGGGCGGCCGAGCACCAGGCCGACUCCAUGAUACGAGAGCUGGAGCUGGAGGUUGAAGAACUACGGCGGAGAGAAAGCGCUCUCGCCCAGCUCGCCCAAUCAGAUGACUAUAUGCACUGUGUCAAGACGUUCCCCAACCUCUCCAGUCCUCCACCGACCAAAGACUGGUCUGAUGUGUCGGUGAACUCUGACCUGGGAACAGGGACCAUCUACAGGUCGCUGGCAGCUCUGGUGGAGAGUUUUCAGGAAGAGCUGGAGACGAUUGCAGAAACAGGUUUUCCUGACUCAGUAAUGGAACUCAUCCCGGUCCGAACACAGCCCAGGAUAAGGAAGAUACAGGAGUAUGCAGUGGAUGUGACUCUGGACAGCAACACCGCUCAUCCCAGACUGAUUUUGUCAGAGGACCUGAAGAGUGUGAGGUGUGGAGAUAAACACCAGAUGCUUGCAGACAAUCCGGAGCGGUUUAACAGAGUCGUCUGUGUCAUAGGGAGGGAGGCGAUCUCGUCUGGGAGACACUACUGGGAGGUGGAGGUGGGCGGGAAGACUGACUGGGAUCUGGGCGUGGCCAGACAAUUAAUCAACAGGAAGGGGAAGGUUGAAGUUACCCCAAGCAAUGGAUACUGGUUCCUCAGCCUGAGAGACAAAAAAAAGUACGCUUUUCGCACUGAACCCUCCACAGACGUCCAUCUGAACCUCCGUCCAAACACGAUUGGGAUAUUUGUGGACUAUGAGAAAGGACAGGUGUCUUUCUACAACGUUGAUGCAAAAAUCCACAUCUACACUUUCAAUGACACUUUCAGCGAGUGCAUCUACCCGUUCUUCAGCCCCUGCACUAAUAAAUCUGGGAAGAACGACGGGCCACUUAUUAUCAAGCCAGUCAUCAUGAAGGAGUGA